Entrophospora sp. SA101 is the source of this 1299-nucleotide messenger RNA. The record is from the annotation of a GenBank genome assembly. Lineage: Eukaryota; Fungi; Glomeromycota; Glomeromycetes; Entrophosporales; Entrophosporaceae.
AUGAAUGAAAAUUUAUCAAAAAUCGAGGAUUUGAUCUUGACAAAUAAAUUUGUACCAUUUCCACAAAGGCCAAAGCAACAAAUCAACAACAUCAUAAAAUAUCAGGAAAAUUUAAAACUUAAAAGUGUUGAAAAAAAUCAUCAUUGUCUAAAUGACGGUUAUGAAAAUAACAUAACCUCAAAUAUUAUCCCAAGAGCAAUUAUUCUCAAUCCUAAAUUGGUCACAUUAUGGAAAAAUAAUGGAUACAAAGAUAUUUUCCACGAUUACAAUGAUUUAGUAUUAAAAGCAACUUAUCUCAUGUUAUUUCCACCAACUAUUUUCAACAACAACAACAAUACUAAUAUUCCAGAUUUAACUAAAGUUGUUUCAAGAUUGAGGGAAUUUGUCAAUUUGGGGUUUAAAUUAACCAAACUAGUCAUGGGUGAUGUGUUGCUAUUAUUUGAAAAUGAAUUAUCGAUGAUUGGUGAAUUAAUCUUGAAAUCAUUCCAAAUAUUCAGAAAUGAAGAUAUACAACAAAUCUUGGAAUAUUGUUUGGUUCAAAUCCUCAUGCCUGAAAAAGGUCUAAAAAAUUUAACCAUUUUAGAAUUCUUGUAUGAAAAACUUGAAAAUCCCGAAGAAAGUUUCCUGAAAGUAUUAAAUAAAUAUAACAUAGGAAAUCAAUACUGUGAUUGUGAUUGUGGUCGCAAUCAUGGUGAUAAUAGUAAUAGAUUUAUACGAUUAUUUUCGUUGAAUUUAAGUGUUUAUUCCUGGAUAUUCAAAAAAUUCGAAUCUGACUCUAGAGUUACGUCGAGAUGUUUCGAUGAAAUUCUAUUGGCUAGAUAUUAUAUGGACUCCCAAUCAAUACUCACACAUAUUAAGAUGGAACAAGAUGAAUCAUUAAAAACCAUUUUUGAGACUUUCGAUAAACUGUGCAAACAAUUCUUCUUCUCAGAAAUUCCCUAUAAAACCUACCAUUUGAAAUAUCUGAUUAAAUCGGAUGAAUCUGUUUUGUUGAAUCGAUUUUUCCGGAAAUUUAUACCAAAUUUAUUUAAAAUUAAGAAAAACAGCAAGACUUUAAUAUUUAACACCGAGUUACAAGUUAAUUGGUAUGAAAAAUUGUCCAAAGUAAAAAGUAAUUUGGAAUAUUAUAAUGAUAAUAAUUUAUUUAAAAGUCAAUUUAAUCAAUUUGGUGAAAAAUUAAGUAAAAUGAAAAUUCUUAGUGAACUUCCUCCUUUUUCUAAUUGUUCGAGCAUUAAACGUCCAGUUAAUGGUGAAUCUAAUUUUAAACAAGCCAAUAAAAAGAAAAUCAAAAUUACUUGA